Pleuronectes platessa (European plaice) is the source of this 1038-nucleotide messenger RNA. RefSeq names its product eukaryotic translation initiation factor 4 gamma 1-like. The record is from RefSeq and is a predicted model, not a curated record. Gene Ontology annotation, molecular function: protein binding; mRNA binding; translation initiation factor activity. NCBI's taxonomy places the organism in Eukaryota, Metazoa, Chordata, Actinopteri, Pleuronectiformes, Pleuronectidae. Gene Ontology annotation, cellular component: eukaryotic translation initiation factor 4F complex. The transcript has 2 exons. The coding region runs from base 116 to 838 and encodes 240 amino acids.
UCCUGAACUAUUUUCUUGCUCCUGAACUCUGUUCUUGCUCCUGAACUCUGUUCUUGCUCCUGAACUCGUUUCUUUGGAUUUGCCUUUAAGAGAACUACGAUUGAUUUGAAUCAACAUGAUCCCAACACCCGUGGUCUUUCUCGGCGCUGCCUCCUACGAGUCCGUCAGCUGCGUCACAGCAAAUUUUCAAGCCUUCGUGACGGAUCUGAGUCACGAGGACUUGGACGUUGAGGAGAACCUGCAGGAAAUGGUGGAGCUCAUUUUCAAGAGGGCCGUGAAGAAACCAGACUCUGCUGCAGUCUUCGCGGAGCUGUGUCAACACCUCUCAGAAGUGGAGUUCCAGUCCUUGUCUGACUGGUCAGCCAGCGUCUCCUUCAGGUCUCUGCUGGUUAAACACUGCCAGGCAGAGUUCAUGAAGAACUUGGACAAGGAGGGCAUUCAUCAAGAGAGUGGGUCCUGCCUGAAGCCAGUCCAGGACGUGAGGGUCACCGACCGGCUGAGGGAAGAGCAACAGAACGCCAAACCUUCCGGUCGGUUCCUUAACAUGCUGAGGUUUAUUGGGCAGCUGUUCCUCUCCAAGGUGCUGGCAGAGAAAUCCAUGCACUGCUGCAUCAGGAGGCUGUUGCAGAAAGGAGACGGGCCGUCUCUUGAGGGCCUCUGUCAGCUCCUCCAGAUGAUCCAGCAGGACCUGGAGGUGGUGACGGAAAAGGAAUUGAUGGACACCUACUAUAACCAGCUGGACCAUAUGGCAGAGAAAGGGAAGAGGAAACCAAGGCUCUCCCUUUUGUUGAAGGAAACAGUGGAUGCCAGGAAGAUGGCAUACUCCACCCCCCACUAAGUUUUUAAUGAAAACUCAUGUGGGAAAUACAACUUAUACACUUAUACAACUUAUACAGUGAUAUUUGUAAAUGGACACUAACCCCCCACUGCAACCCCUGCUCCUACUCUGUAUAAUUUGCACUGGGUGACAUCAUGUCUGUACUCUGUUUGUGGUUUGUACUAUGUUGUCGACUAAUGAAUAAAAUGUUUUAAAUUUAA